CCUCCAUCACAUCACGGUCACGGCGCCUCCAACUCCAAGCGCCGCCUCCGCCUCGAAAACUCUUCUUCCCCGCGCGCGCUGCAGCAGGCGGCCCGACCGGCGUGUGGACCUCUCGCCCGCCCCCGCCUGCCGGUUUCCGCGAUGGCUGCCGCUUCCUUUCCACCAGCAUCUUCCUCCGGCGGCUGGGACUUCACUUGUAACCUUGAAGUUGAUUAUGGGUCUGAAGAAAAUGCAUCCAUCGUCUACAAAACGUUAGCGGUUGACAAGGAGUUGCAGCCUGACAAGGUGAAGAGGGAAAUGACUCUAUCAGGCAGCAAGCUGGCCGUGCACUUUGCAGCCGUGGAGGCCCGGUUCCUGCGAGCAUCGUUCAGUGCAUUUGUGGAUCUUAUGGGACUCGUCACGAAGCUUGUCGAGGAAUAUGGUGUGGCCAUGGAAGAGCAUUCUUGAAUCUUGAUGAACAAUCUCAUACCGACUUGUUCGCUUGAGCUUAUCUGUCAAAUGUGUCAGCCGUUCAGCAGCGUUUUUCUCUCACAACAAAUCAGCGAGGAGUACUUUCAGCCAUGGCUUAUUAGCAUUGCGGAGUUGAUUUUAGUCCGCCUGUGAGGACUUUGGACAGUCUGUACCAGUGGAAUUGCUCUUGAUUUUGUCAAGUGAAUGUAUCAUUGUAUUUGACCUUGAUUGGUCCAAUCCUAUUUAGAGCAGUGAAUCAUUUUCGGCAUACUAUUGUGAAAUGAACUUUCAUGCAACGUUAAGGCAAAAUGUACAAAUAAGAACAGGUUGUAAUCUGUUGUGAAAAAUCAUACGAACACUUCUAAGA
This is a messenger RNA of Sorghum bicolor (sorghum), 817 nucleotides long. RefSeq lists its product as uncharacterized. The coding region runs from base 142 to 447 and encodes 101 amino acids. Lineage: Eukaryota; Viridiplantae; Streptophyta; Magnoliopsida; Poales; Poaceae. The record is from RefSeq and is a predicted model, not a curated record. Gene Ontology annotation, cellular component: EKC/KEOPS complex. The transcript has 4 exons.